Molecule: messenger RNA, 237 nt
Organism: Necator americanus (New World hookworm)
Lineage: Eukaryota; Metazoa; Nematoda; Chromadorea; Rhabditida; Ancylostomatidae
Exons: 2
Coding region: 1-237 (78 amino acids)
Source: RefSeq, a predicted model, not a curated record
AUGAUACGAGGAUCGAUGAGAGCGGACUCAUUUGUCUACUCAACAUGCAGCGGUGGGCUGCAAAUUGAGCUCUGUGUUCACACGUGGAGCUUUGUUCACCGAGAUGACAAGCUAAGCGUUGGCUUGUUCCCAGCUGUCGAUUCCAUCAAGAGAAGAGCUCGGCACCAUAAGGCAGGGACAGGAAGCCUUGUUCAAGUUUUCAUGAUUACUUACCGACUGGGCUUCGCCCCUUCUUGA